CACGAAACGAAUUCAAACGAAUUUAACUCUUGCCUUGUUUGCUUUUGCUUGUUCACAACACCAUAUUCGAUCGAGUCCGUAAUUUUCUUUGUUUGUUCCCUAUAGCAGUCUCAUAGAUUUCUUGCACAUGAGUAAAUCCAAAGUAUCUGCAGAAUGGAAGAAGAGAGUGAAAUCGGAGUACAUGAGGCUGCGGCAAGUCAAGCGAUUCAAGCGAGCAGACGAAGUGAAGGUGGCUUGGGCCCGAAAUUUGCGGAUAAUGUCGGAAGCAAUAGAAAACCGGGAGAAUGAAACUAGCGAGCGAGGUCGCAGACCUUUCUGGCCCCCGCCGGCGCCGGCGCCUAACCAUGAAAGCUUGAUGAAGCGGGCUGAGGUGUCUUAUACUGAUGCGUCCGGAGUGGUGACAACCCAGCAAGUACCGAUCCGCAUUUUCAACUCUGUCAACCCGAUCCCCACCAUGUACACCUGGGCGCCCACUCAGAAGAACUUCAUGGUGGAAGACGAGACGGUCCUACACAACAUCCCGUACAUGGGAGACGAAGUCCUGGACCAGGACGGUACAUUCAUCGAGGAGCUCAUAAAGAACUACGACGGGAAAGUGCAUGGCGACAAAGAGGGCGGUUUCAUCGACGACCAGCUGUUCGUGGAGCUCGUUCAGGCUCUGACCGCCUUCCAGACCAGGGACGAGGUGGCGGACGAGCGCCGCUCCCGGGACGACACAGAUAAAGACAAGGACGCCAACAAGGAGCAGAAAGAGAAGGACAAAGAGGAGAAGGCGGACAAUAAACAGUUCCCGAUCUUCACCAUAUUCCAGGCCAUCAGCUCGCAGUUCCCAGACAAAGGGACGCCACAGGAGCUCAGGGAGAAAUACAUCUCGCUGACGGCGGCGCGCGACCCGCACGGGCGGCCGCCCGAGUGCACGCCCAACAUCGACGGGCCGCUGGCCGAGUCCGUGUCGCGCGAGCAGACCAUGCACUCCUUCCACACGCUCUUCUGCCGGCGCUGCUUCAAGUACGACUGCUUCUUGCACCGGCUCCAAGCGUGCCACCCCGGCCCGAAUCUCACCAAGCGGAAGGGGCCGGACCUCAAGCCGUUCUCGGAGCCCUGCGGCCCGAGUUGUUAUAUGUUAUUGGAAGGAAUGCGUGAAAAGUUGGCCCUUGAAAAGGCGGCUGGUGAGGAAGCGGGCAAAGGGAGCAAAGCAAUGGACUCUCCCAACGAUGCCUCCUCAGAAGACAGCAACGAUAGCAAUCGGUUUCAGAAAGGCAGCAACAGCAACUCCAGCAACAGCAACUGGAGCAACACCGGCAUCAAGCCCGUUGGAGACGGCGACGCCGCAUACAACGCGCUCGGUUUAACCGUGGGCGAUAUUGACGCAGAAUGGACCGGCUCGGACCAAUCUCUGUUUAGAGCGCUCCACAAGGUUUUCUUCUCAAACUACUGCGCCAUCGCUCAAGUGAUGCUGUCCAAGACUUGUCAACAGGUAUACACGUACUGGAUCAACACCGGCCAAGAAGAGUGCCGCGUGGAAGCGGAGCUGACUCCGCCGAGGAAGAAGAAGAAGAAGCACCGCCUGUGGUCCGUCCACUGUCGCAAGAUUCAACUGAAGAAGGACUCCGCUUCGCACCACGUCUAUAACUACACGCCGUGCGAUCACCCCAACCAGCCGUGCGACAGCAUGUGCCCGUGUCUUCAGUCGCAGAACUUCUGCGAGAAGUUCUGCCAAUGCAGCAGCGACUGUCAGAACCGGUUCCCCGGCUGCCGCUGCAAGGCGCAGUGCAACACGAAGCAGUGCCCGUGCUACCUCGGCGUGCGCGAGUGCGACCCCGACCUGUGCGCGGCGUGCGGCGCGGCCGGCUGCAGGAACGUCAGCGUGCAGAGGGGUCUACACAAGCACCUUCUAUUAGCGCCGAGCGACGUCGCCGGCUGGGGGAUCUUCCUGAAGGAGGCCGCUCACAAGAACGAGUUCAUCUCGGAGUACUGCGGCGAGAUCAUAUCUCAGGACGAGGCCGACAGGAGGGGGAAGGUCUACGACAAGUAUAUGUGCAGUUUCCUCUUCAAUCUCAAUAAUGAUUUCGUGGUGGACGCCACCCGCAAAGGCAACAAGAUCCGGUUCGCGAACCACUCCAUCAACCCGAACUGCUACGCCAAGGUGAUGAUGGUGAACGGAGACCACCGCAUCGGCAUCUUCGCCAAGAGAGCUAUACAACCCGGAGAGGAACUGUUCUUCGACUACAGAUACGGGCCAACUGAGCAGCUGAAAUUUGUUGGUAUCGAGCGGGAGAUGGAAUUCUUAUGAGAGCAACCCAAACUGUGAUGUGGUCCGGAAUGAUCCAGAGACUACUCUUUUGAUGGACUUUCUACCAUCAGCAUAGAUAUAAUCACGUCUUUACCCCUUACGGGGUAGAGAGAGCCAACUGUAUGGCUUUAAGAUGGAUAACUACUUACAUACAUACAUAAAAUCACGCCUCUUUCCCGGAGGGGUAGGCAGAGACUACCUCUUUCCACUUGCCACGAUCUCUGCAUAUUUCCUUCGUUAUUUCAUAACUACUUACUACGAUGAAAUUUGCCUUAAAAAUUGCUACAAUACAUUAUUCCAAAAUAACUAUCGUUCCUUAUAAGCGUUAAUCGCUGUCACAUCCUCACCCCUCUGGGGAGGAUCCCUGGGUGCAUAAUUAUAGGAUUAGGUAAGUCACGUUUUUACACGAAGCGAUGAAUGUGCUAAUUCCCUUAGUCGCCAUUUAUGACAUGGACAAUGGAUAGAGGUGGAGUUGUCUCAUUCUAAAAUAUCGGGCCUUAACUAAGUAAAUUCUUUUCAGUCUUAUUAAUUUUAAGCUUAAAUUGUGAUAAUUAACGUGGUUGGAUGAAUCUGAUUUUAUAAUAUCUAGUUUAGUCAAUUUAUUGGAAGUAUUUAAAGAAGUAAGCAUUUAUAAGACGGUAAUUUGUUACAUGAUGUUCAGUAUCUUGAAUACAUACAUACAUAUAAUCAAGUCUUUAUGCCUUACCACCCACACGGGGACUUUUGGCAUGACAAUUAUCCAGUUAUGUAGUUUCUUGAAUGCCGUAGCUAGUAAAAGGCUGUAAUUAAUAAAAUGGACUGAAUCAAUGUAAUUGGAACAUUCGGUAGGUAGUUGUUUAUGCUAUUAUAUAUUGUAUAAGGUUUCAAUGUAUUUUUCAAUAAAGUUUUGUAUGCAAUACAA
Molecule: messenger RNA, 3194 nt
Organism: Amyelois transitella
Lineage: Eukaryota; Metazoa; Arthropoda; Insecta; Lepidoptera; Pyralidae
Gene: E(z)
Product: histone-lysine N-methyltransferase E(z)
Exons: 16
Coding region: 128-2293 (721 amino acids)
Biological process (GO): chromatin remodeling
Molecular function (GO): protein binding; histone H3K27 methyltransferase activity
Source: RefSeq, a predicted model, not a curated record